Messenger RNA from Candoia aspera, 4517 nucleotides. It is a transcript of the gene FLT3, whose product is annotated as fms related receptor tyrosine kinase 3. Gene Ontology annotation, molecular function: transmembrane receptor protein tyrosine kinase activity; growth factor binding; ATP binding. Gene Ontology annotation, biological process: cytokine-mediated signaling pathway; cell surface receptor protein tyrosine kinase signaling pathway; B cell differentiation. The record is from RefSeq and is a predicted model, not a curated record. Bases 314 to 3334 code for a protein of 1006 amino acids. NCBI's taxonomy places the organism in Eukaryota, Metazoa, Chordata, Lepidosauria, Squamata, Candoiidae. The transcript is spliced from 25 exons. Gene Ontology annotation, cellular component: plasma membrane; signaling receptor complex.
GGCAUGGACCUGAAGUGUUUGGUGUCAGAGUCUGAAUCAGAAGCAGUGAAACUCACUGCUUGACUGGGUUUCUAAAGCCCAACCCAAUAAAUCUUAUGCUUCUAAUGUCUGAGAGCCCUCUACUGGGGAAGAGCUCCCAAACCCCUCCUCAAACAGCUAUUUCUCUCAGAUCUUCAGAUUUGAAGAAGUGGUUUUACAGUCCAGAGGCUGAGCAGUUGUGACGGAUUCCCAAGAGAACCACCUGCACAUAGAGACUGUGAGCUCUAGAAACAACAUUUCAUUCAAGCAAGGAAGUCUUGCACCAACAGCUGCGAUGAGAGGGCACCACUUAAGUAGUUCAGUCAGCAGAAGUCAGCUGCAGAUGCUUGCUCUGAUCCUUACAGUGAUAUCCACUGGUGUGAUAAGCCAAAGUACAUUUGAGAUAACUUGCUUUUUAAUCAAGCAAAACAGCAAUGUUUCAGGAAAUUGGGAUUCUUCACCUUCUCUCAAGCAGAUGCAAGAUAAUGCUGAAGAUCUCCAGUGUUCCUUGAGUACUCAAAAUGUUGACAAUGUCUAUGAAACAACAAAAGUUAUAGAAGUUGGUGUGCUUGAAAAUGUCAGAUUAAAAGCAAUAUUAAAUAUUUCAGAGGACAUCAUCUGCCAUUGGGUUUUUAAAGAGAUCCAGACCAAGUGUAAUUCCUCUCUGGAUUUGGAGAAGCGGCAUGUCAUUUCAGUGGAGUUCCCAAGGAUCAAAGAAACUCAGGGGGGAAAUCACACACUGUUAAUUACAACUGAAACCAGCAACUUCACUAUAGUAUUUACAUUCUAUAUAAGAAGAAGCCCAAGAAAACCAUAUUUUAUAAAACAUGGCGAUGAAAGUGUGAGGUGCAUAUCAGAAGGACAUCCUACACCAGUUCUUGAAUGGUUCUCUUGCCAGGUUCCUGAUGACAGGUGCAGAUUUGUUUCUGGAGACCUGAAGAUAAUGCAGAAAGCACAACUUCGCUUAAAAGAAGAGUACUUGUUAUUCGAGCCACAUGUAUGGUGCUGUGCAACUAAUAAGCUGGGCAAAGUAUGCACAGAGCUUUAUACAAUAGAUCUUAGUGGAAUAUCUGAAAGCCCUGUGCAGGAACUGUUUCUCAGAGUUGGAGAUCCACUGUUCUUAAGAUGCAGAGCCAAUUACAGCACUUCUCAGUUUGGAAAUAAGUGGCAUUUUGAAAACAAGCAAUUAAAAAAGAAUAUGGUACUUGAAGGAAGACGGAUAGUGAGUUCAUCUUGGGUUAAGACUCUGUAUGCAUUUAUGUCAUCUGUGGAACAGCAUAGUCACGGUCAUUACACCUGUUCUUCUAAGGAAAUUGCUGCCAAGAAAACUGCUGUAGUUAGAAUUUUAGAUAAAGGGUUUAUCAAUAUAACCAAUGGAAAGGAAGAUUUUGAAGUUGGUACAGAGGAAGAUACUUGCCUUGAAGUUAAACUUAAAGCCUACCCACCAAUUAGAUGCAUUUGGAUAUUUUCCCAAAUGUCAUUUCCAUGUCAGCAAACUUACACAGACGCUUAUAGCAUCUCUGCAAGUUUCUGUGACCAUAAACACCAACCAGGGGAAUAUUUGUUCUAUGCAGAGAAUAGUGAUGUGCUUGUAAAGAGGACAUUAAGACUCUAUGUGAAAAGCAAGCCUAAAGUAAAAAUGAGCUCAACACUUAAUCAGUUAUCUUGCAUUGCUGAAAGCAAUCCUGCAUCAUUGUGGAUCUGGAGGGAAUGUUUCAGAAAACAUACCAAUUGCACUGAAAUCACAGGUGGAACUUCAAAUGAAAAACAUAAAGGAAAAAUAUUUGGAUCCUGGAUCUCAAGCAGCACUUUAAAUACAAAGAACUUACAAACUGGACAUUUAAUUGAAUGCUGUGCAAAGAAUUCGGUUGGCUUUUCUUGUGAUACAUAUUUUGUUGAACCAAAAGAUAAUGUUUUGCUGUAUGCAGCAUUUGGAGUCUGUUUUCCAAUUAUCGUUGGGUUGUGCAUAUUAACUUGCCGAAACUAUAAAAAGCAAUUUAGAUAUGAAAGACAACUGCAGAUGAUACAAAUGGUUGGCCCUUCUGACAAUGAAUACAUCUACAUUAAUUUCAGUAAUUUGGAGUAUGAUCUGAAGUGGGAGUUUCCCAGAGAAAAUCUGAAAUUCGGGCAAGUACUAGGCUCUGGUGCCUUUGGGAAAGUCAUGAAUGCUACUGCAUAUGAAAUUAGCGAAGCUGGAGUAUCCAUCCAAGUUGCUGUCAAAAUGCUUAAAGAAAAAUAUGACUCUUUGGAAAAAGAUGCUCUAAUGUCUGAACUCAAAAUGAUGAUUCAUAUUGGAAGUCAUGAAAACAUUGUGAAUCUGCUAGGAGCAUGUACCAAGUCAGGGCCAGUUUACUUAAUUUUUGAAUAUUGUUGCCAUGGGGACCUCCUGAACUACUUACGAAGCAAAAGAGACACCUUUCACAAAACAUGGACUGAAGUCUUCAGCCAGUACAAUUUCAGUUUUUAUCACAAUUUUCGAAGACAGAUCAAUUCAAGAAAUGGAAUUAUACCAACAAAUGGGUCAUCCAUACCAGUUGGCCAAAUCGAUCACUCACAUGCAAAACAAGACUUAGAUGUGACCUCUAAAACAUAUGGAAUUGCCCUGCUUUCAGAGGAAGAUGAAAUAAAAUAUGUGAAUAGGAGACUGGAUGUUGAAGAGGGCCUCAAUGUAUUGACUUUUGAAGAUCUCCUCUGCUUCUCAUAUCAAGUUGCCAAAGGAAUGGAGUUUCUGGAAUCAAAAUCAUGUGUUCACAGAGAUCUUGCAGCCAGGAAUAUACUAGUCACCCAUGGGAAAGUGGCAAAAAUAUGUGACUUCGGACUUGCCAGGGAUAUAGUGAAUGAUUCAAACUAUGUUGUCAGAGGAAAUGCCCGUUUACCUGUCAAAUGGAUGUCCCCUGAAAGUUUAUUUGAAGGAAUAUACACAAUUAAAAGUGAUGUCUGGUCUUACGGAAUCUUACUCUGGGAAAUAUUCUCUCUUGGUGUCAAUCCUUAUCCUGGAAUACAAGUUAAUGAGAAAUUCUACAAGCUUAUUCGAAGUGGAUUUAAGAUGGACCGUCCAUUUUAUGCUACAGAAGAAAUAUACUUAGUACUGUGUUCCUGCUGGGCUUUGGACUCCAGAAAAAGACCAUCCUUUUCGCAGCUGCUUUCCCUUCUGGCAUGCCAGCUGGCUGAGGCAGAAACAGCAGCAUGUCAGACAGAUAAUACUGAUACCUCUAAGCAUGUUUCCAGUUCCAAGUGCAAUCCACAUGGGAGGAGAGAAGCAGAGUCACUGCAGUUCACGAUUCCUCUGUUGGAUGAAGAUACUGCAAGGGAAUAAUAAAGCAGACUUUUUUUUCUUUACAAAAUAAGCCAUAUAAGCUGCAGAAAUCAAAACAAGAUUACUUUGCCUCCCCUAAAAGAUUUGCUGCUACUGCCAUUGAAUUUCUCAAAUCAAUUCUAUCCACCUUUUGUUUCUCAACUGAAAUUUAGCUCAAGUCUCUUUCUUCAGUUUCAUCAAUAAGAUGGAUCAUUUUUAUACAACCCUAAUUUUUAAAGAGUGGUUGGCUCACAUGUUGUUGAAUUUCUUUCAAAAUUGCAUGCAUAACUAAAGUCAAGGUCAACAUUCCAGAUCUCUGUAUUUCAAGCAGAGGCAAAGAGUAAAAAUAUAUACAUAUAUUUGUAACUGAAAUUCCCAAACAUGAAUGUAUUAUAGCCUGAUCUUAACUCACACAGUUCAACUAAUUGCAACUACAUUAUAUCCUAAUCCAAAGGGUUAUGUCAGCUGUAAGAAGGACAGGCAUCCAGGUGUGGAUAUUAAUGGAAACAGUGAACUUGGUAGAUUAUUUGUGAACCUGCCUGCAGGCCACAUGCUUCUUUAAUACUAUUUCAUAGCAAAGUUAAAGAUAAGUAAAAGGUGUUAUCAAGCAAAAAAAACUGGAGCUCUUUAUGUAUUGUUACCGAGACUGGUAAAAUCCAGAAAAACAGUAUUUGGGGAGGAAUGCAAGAAAAUUUCAAGUGAAAUCGAAACAAGGGAACCCAAACUUUUGGGGUCAAAAUAUGUUUAGGAUUUUGAGAGCAAACUGCAGGCACUAUUACAAAAUACAGUAACUGCUAUGGCAGAUGUGGCCGAUCACAAAGCACCUAUUGAAGGCAACCUGGUUAGGAUGCUUCUUACCAUCCUUUCCAAGACCUCCAACGUACUUCUCACCACCUGUUCUUCCUUCUUUAGCCACCCACCCUUUUUAUUUUGUAAGAAUGAUAUGCUGUAAGUCCAUAUCAGGCCCAGAAGCUUAAUUACCAAUUAUAAAAAUGGUGGAGGAUGGUGCUUUGUUUUUGGCAUGCCAGCUGUAAGUCAGGUGGAGCAGAUAGGUUGGUGGAAGAUUUGGGGAACUAAGGUUUAGACCACAGAAAUGCCUUACAACAGAUCUAACUCCUUGGCCACUUUUGUUUGACGAGAAGCAGGGGACAGGUAUUCUCCAAGAGCACCAAGAAAAGCUCUGGGAAUGCUGAACACAGAACAA